Messenger RNA from Lethenteron reissneri (Far Eastern brook lamprey), 3942 nucleotides. Its product is annotated as occludin-like. NCBI's taxonomy places the organism in Eukaryota, Metazoa, Chordata, Hyperoartia, Petromyzontiformes, Petromyzontidae. Gene Ontology annotation, cellular component: membrane; transcription elongation factor complex. Gene Ontology annotation, molecular function: cis-regulatory region sequence-specific DNA binding. The record is from RefSeq and is a predicted model, not a curated record. Gene Ontology annotation, biological process: snRNA transcription by RNA polymerase II; positive regulation of transcription elongation by RNA polymerase II.
UGUGUUGCGAUCGAAACGUCGUGAUUUGUUUUAUUUUAUUUCUACCUCCGUCACUUUACCGAAAGAACCAAAGAGUAUGGAUUCCUGCAGUCACGAAAGCUUCAAAUCAAGAUGGAACGAGACGUUUUAAGAUUGGAAGUGACGCAUUCAACUGUCACGAUGGCCGGAUAUAACAGAGAGCCUGGUUACGGACCACCGUCAUACACGAACUCACACCGUCCUUCAACACAACUGGUCACAGCAUUUCCUGCUGGGUCAUCAGGGCAGUCUGCUGGCUACGCCCGCUCCAUUAGAUCAGGGCGGGGGCCAAACUACAACCGCUCCCAGUCCGUGGUGUCAGGAGUGGCUCGUUCCAUGUACUCACGACGUGGCUCAGGAUACCCACAGUCUGUUUUGUCUGGAACGGUGCCUCCUGGAUCCUUCUAUGUUGGGAGUGAGUAUCCUGAGGAUAUAAUCGACUUCAAGUCAUGGCGCUCUCCUCCACGCCUUGUACGGAUCUUCCACAUCCUGGUCUUAAUUCUCAGCGCUGGAAUUUUUGCAUGCGUGGCCUCCACGCUGCCUUGGGAUGUCAACUACGCAAUUGGGGGUAACAUUGGGGGUAACUACCCAUUGUACGGACAGUCUAACUAUGGCCACUUCGGCAUGUACCACAUGUUCGCUUUUGCCAGAGGGGCCCAGGGAUUCAUGAUGGCCAUGGCAGCUAUCACCAUCUUAAUAGUGGGCAUUUUGUUCCUUCUCAGUCUUUCUAAAUCUCAAAGCAUGAGAAGUCAGAAGUUCUACUUGACCAUUAUCAUCGUAAAUUCAUUUCUUGCCAUCUUGGAUUUGAUUGCCACCAUAGUCUACACCGUCGCUGUCAACCCCUCGACUCAAACCGCAGGCUCGUCAAGCUACCACCAAGUUGUUUCGUUGUGCAGGGCUUACUAUUUGCCUGCUGCCACAAGCCUCUACAUCGACCCAUUCCUCUACCACUUCUGUAUCAUGGACCCUCAGGAGGCAGUCGCAGUUGCUUGUGGAUUCGUCUCCAUGAUCUUUCUCAUCGUCGCCUCUGUCUACGCUUUCAAGACGCGCAGUAAAAUGUGGAAGUAUGGCAAGGACUUCAUAGCAUGGGACAACGAUUAUGGGAAAAACAUUGAAAAAUGGAUGAGUCAAAUGGACCUGGAAGCCCAGGGGAUGUCGGAGUCUCCCGUGGGCUCCGAGGGAUCCAGCUACGGUGAUGGCGCCACGUUCACCAGCGAGGCACAAGUGAGCUACGUCCCCCGGACUGCCUCCCGCGGCAACAUCUUCGGCACCGCCGAUGCCCGGCCGUGGGAGGGUAGAGAGCGAGCAUCCAGCCGGGGAAUGUACGAUGCUGACCAGGCUGGGUCUGAAAGCCCGGGCGACGGACAGAGUGCAACUCUGGAGGUCACGGGCAAGCAAGCCAUUAAGAGAGCUCAGCAGAAGAGGAAAGCCCAGCGGAUUCAAAGAUAUGGAACGGAGGGGUCUCUGUAUGAGACAGACUACACCACAGAGCCCGAGUCCAGCCCAGAGGAAGAGAAUGAGUUAAUGAGGCUCUACCCCAGCAUUGCUUCGAGCACCACGAGGCAGAGCUACAGGCAGCAGUUUGAGAGUGACAUGAGCGAGUACCGCAGUCUGCACGCCGAGCUCAGGGGCAUCUCGCAGAGGCUCGAGCAGCUCAACACCGAGCUGGACAGACUCCCGGAGGACAGCGCACAAUACCAGAAUGUUGCUGAAGAAUACAACAAGAUAAAGGACGUCAAGCGGGGCCAGCAAUACCAAGAGAAGAAGCGUCUCUGCCGGAAGCUGAAGGUGCGGCUCUCACACAUCAAGCGAGCCGUGGAGGCCUAUGACCUGCAGCAGCAGCAGGCACUGUGAACCUCCCUUGCACGUGGGAGGCCAUGGAGUAGCUGGAGAGAGUUUUGUGGCCGAGCUGUGCAGUUCAGAUGACAUUUUUGUUAAAGUUACUCUAAUAAAAAAAAAUCUGAAGGAAGCAUUGAUUAGCAAUAAACAUAUUCCUUUUAAUAGACAACAUUAUAACGAUAAUUAAUAUCAACAGAAAAACAUAGGUAUGCUGUAAAUGUAUAAAGAAUAAUACAUUGAAACCCUCAUUGACACAGUGCAAGCGCUUGUACGAGGUGGAAUCAGUUGUGAAACAAUUUUCCAAGAUUAUUAUAUGAACAGUUUUCAAGGUCAUAUAUCACACUAAAAUAUAUGGGGACAUCUCUCCUACCUGGACCCUUUGUUUCUCCAUUUCACAUUCAUUUUGCCGAAAGGUUCCUUAUAUUAGCAGCUCCCAGUGAGGCCUGGAAACCGUCAUACGAUGUUAUUGCAGUUGUCAUUACAUUAGUUGAAUCUUCCCUGUUAUUAAUUGCUUUUAAAUUUAAUUUUGGAAGAAAAUAUGUUGAUAUGGAAAAAGGUGAGACUGCUAGCAGGGGGAAAUAUAAUCACUUCAUACUUAUAUACACUCACAGACUGUCUGCACUCUUGGCAUGUGUAGGUAGAGUCUACGUAUGCAUAUACUGCACACUCUUCGAAUACAAAAGUCCCACUGUUUCUGGGGUCAGCUGCUCCGAUUUUCUUUCUCUCUGAGCUUCUAUUCUGUUUCUUCUCUAUCCGCAUCGUUCCAUCUUGCCCUCAGUGUCUCUCUACUUUACUCCCUCUGCACUGAUGGAAUUUCCAAAGCCCUUCUAAUCUGAGUCGCUGUUAGUCUUUGAGUCGCUGUGCAGGUUUAUGGGUCUCUAAUCUCCAUGGUUCUUCCAAUUGCACCUUUGUGUUUACUCAACACAUGCCCAAACUGAGUUUCACCUCCCUCACCUUUUAUAGAAUAUUAGCAACCCUUGCCAAGACUCUAUCCUCUUCAUUCCACCUCCUUUCCCUGAAAAAUAUUCAGCAUGUUCAUCUCUGACCUGUCAAGCAGUGUCUCGUUUCUUUCUUAGUGUAUAUCCAUGCCCUCAUACCAUACAACAGCACUGGGCCCAUAUAUUUUCACUUUCAGUUCCCGAAACCUCUCUCCGUUUAUACCAUCAUGCCCCGACUGUUUUGCCAUCUGCCCCAGAAUGUUGUGUGAUAUCCCACACAAAGAACCUGAGUGGGCCAGACAUGCAAGCCUACACUGGCAACCAAACUAAGAAGACCCCGUUAAUCAAAGAAUAAUACCGGCCUCCAUGCAGAAAUACAAAUAACUGAAUGCGAAGCAUGGGCAACUCGUGACCUCAAUUCUCAACAUGCAACUCCAGACGCCAAAAAUUAGUACAUGCAAUGCACAUCAUUGUAUGUUACCUCUAGACAAAUAAGAGACGAAGAUAACGGCACUGAAAGCUGACCAAGUUAGAGUAAAACUAAAUUAUCUAAAAUAUCUGGAAUUAAGGAAAACCACAGAUUACUGUACUGGGAUCAAUGAAGGCCAGAAUAAAGUCAGGUAAAAUAAUACCGUAAUGCAAUAAACUCCACAAACCCUUGCUCUAAAGCAAAGAGACAAAUAUACUCGAUUCUAUUGCCGUAAUUUUUUUUGUAUUUUAUUGUAAACUGUCAACUUUAGUUUUUGUUGGACUGAUUCCAACCACUUUGCUCUGUUCCAUUAAGAUGAAUAAUAUUCUCUUUUUUAUUAUCAGACACCAGGACAGUGCCAUUCGUGAAAUGUACAUUUGUAAGAUGUUUACCAUUGACAUUCCACAAUUAUCAUCUCAUUUAUUUUUUUAAACAUGUUUCUAGUUUGCUGUAAGUUUGGAGAUAGAGGAUCACCUUGUUUUACUCACUUCUGGAUGUUGAGAUCUAUAACUGCACGCUCUAGUUUGAUGUGAGCAAUACUUUCACUGUAGAGGUUCCUCAGAAUGCAAGUGUAUUUUGUUUAAAAUCCUUGAUGUUGUAUAAUCAAUUGUUCUAUAUAAUCAAACUCUUCAUGGUGGUAUAUGACAGCUAUAUAUAAAAUGUUUAGUUGUACUCGUA